This is a messenger RNA of Bufo bufo (common toad), 1458 nucleotides long. It is a transcript of the gene FBL, whose product is annotated as fibrillarin. NCBI's taxonomy places the organism in Eukaryota, Metazoa, Chordata, Amphibia, Anura, Bufonidae. The transcript is spliced from 9 exons. Gene Ontology annotation, cellular component: nucleolus; small-subunit processome; box C/D methylation guide snoRNP complex. Bases 17 to 1126 code for a protein of 369 amino acids. Gene Ontology annotation, biological process: rRNA methylation; box C/D sno(s)RNA 3'-end processing. The record is from RefSeq and is a predicted model, not a curated record. Gene Ontology annotation, molecular function: RNA binding; histone H2AQ104 methyltransferase activity; rRNA methyltransferase activity.
CUUAUCUGCAGCGCGCAUGCGUGUCCCCGCCUCUUCCUGUUAUCGCGGAGGCUGCUGGGAGUCUGGGAGAUCGUGUUCUCAGUCAGGCGGACACGUGUUGCGCGCACAUCGAGCUGCAGACAUGAGGCCAGGGUUCAGUCCCAGAGGAGGCGGAUUCGGCGGCAGAGGAGGAUAUGGUGACCGAGGUGGCAGAGGAGGAUUUGGUGACCGAGGUGGCGGCAGAGGAGGAUUUGGUGACCGAGGUGGCAGAGGAGGAUUUGGAGGCCGAGGAAGAGGAUUCGGUGACCGUGGAGGAAGAGGAGGGUUCGGUGACCGCGGAGGAAGAGGAUUCGGUGACCGUGGAGGAAGAGGUGGAUUCAGGUCUCGAGGUGGUGGAGGUCGCGGGGGAAGAGGUGGAUUCGGAGCGGGAAGGAAGGUGAUUGUGGAGCCGCACAGACAUGAAGGAGUCUUCAUCUGCAGAGGCAAGGAGGACGCGCUGGUGACCAAGAACCUGGUCCCUGGAGAAUCUGUCUAUGGAGAGAAGAGGAUGUCUGUGGAGGAUGGAGAAAUCAAAACUGAAUACAGAGCCUGGAACCCCUUCAGAUCGAAGCUCGCGGCAGCCAUUUUGGGUGGUGUUGACCAGAUUUACAUAAAACCUGGAUCCAAAGUCCUGUACCUCGGCGCUGCCUCUGGGACGACCGUGUCCCAUGUGUCUGACUUGGUCGGGCCGGAAGGACUGGUCUACGCUGUGGAGUUCUCACACCGCUCCGGACGGGAUCUCAUUAAUGUGGCCAAGAAACGAACGAACAUCAUCCCUGUGAUCGAGGACGCCAGGCACCCGCACAAGUACCGCAUGUUGCUAGGAAUGGUUGAUGUCAUUUUCGCGGAUGUAGCUCAGCCUGACCAGACAAGAAUUGUUGCUCUCAACGCCCACAACUUCCUGAAGAAUGGAGGCCAUUUUGUCAUAUCUAUAAAGGCCAAUUGCAUUGACUCCACGGCGGCUCCCGAGGCCGUGUUUGCGUCAGAAGUAAAGAAAAUGCAGCAAGAAAACAUGAAACCUCAAGAACAGUUGACGCUCGAGCCGUACGAGAGAGACCACGCGGUGGUGGUCGGAGUGUACAGACCUCCGCCUAAACAGAAGAAAUGAUCCUCCUGCUUACUUUUUUUUUUUUUCUUUGAGACUUUAUUUUUAUAUAUAAAGAAUCCCACCGCCCCCUACUGCCAGUGCAGAACCCUAUGGGAGCUCCUGCAGAGGGACCGAUCUGCCAGGAUUGGGGGCUUAUAGCACUCCCCGUUUCAUACAGCAUUGACUCGAUUGCAGUGGUGACCUGCAGGGGGCGCUACUAAUGUUGUAUGUUCUUAUAGUUGUUCCUUUAAGGGCUCUACUGCCCUAACUAGGGGAUGGAGCCUGAUCACGACGAGUUUUUGUCAUUCCUUUUAUUAAAUGGUCUCUGGAGACAUUGACCUAUAAUGAUUUGU